This is a messenger RNA of Syngnathus typhle (broad-nosed pipefish), 1464 nucleotides long. Its product is annotated as GMP reductase 1. NCBI's taxonomy places the organism in Eukaryota, Metazoa, Chordata, Actinopteri, Syngnathiformes, Syngnathidae. The record is from RefSeq and is a predicted model, not a curated record. The transcript is spliced from 9 exons. The coding region runs from base 161 to 1198 and encodes 345 amino acids. Gene Ontology annotation, biological process: nucleotide metabolic process. Gene Ontology annotation, cellular component: GMP reductase complex. Gene Ontology annotation, molecular function: GMP reductase activity.
CGGCGGCAGGGGCAGGGCUGGGCCCCACUUUGCUAUAAAUACACUGGCAACCCAGAGGCUCGGAUUUGGUGGCUUGGGCUUCGGACACGGGACCGCCGCUGCCGCCAUCGUAGCCUUCCUCAAGGGAAUUUCCUCCUCUUCCUCCUCUUCCUCAACUAAGAUGCCUCGCAUGGACGCAGACCUCAAGCUGGACUUCAAGGAUGUCCUGUUCCGGCCCAAAAGGAGCAGCCUGAAGAGUCGCUCCGAGGUGGGCCUGCAGAGGACUUUCACAUUCCGCAACUCAAAGCAGACGUACUCGGGAAUCCCCAUCAUCGCCGCCAACAUGGACACCACCGGGACCUUCGAGAUGGCCCAAGUCCUCAGCAAACACACGCUGUUCACGGCCAUUCACAAGCACUACUCAGUGGAUGAGUGGAAGAACUUUGCUUCUCAUCACCCCGAAUGCUUGGAGCAUGUGGCGGCUAGCUCGGGCAGCGGCAGCGGAGACCUGGACAAGCUUUGCGCCAUCGCUCAGGCUGUGCCCGCCCUCAAGUACAUUUGCCUGGAUGUCGCCAAUGGCUACUCGGAGCACUUUGUCGACUUUGUCAAGGCGGUGCGAGCCAAGUUCCCGUCGCACACCAUCAUGGCCGGUAAUGUGGUGACCGGGGAGAUGGUGGAGGAGCUCAUCCUCUCCGGGGCCGACAUCAUCAAAGUGGGCAUCGGACCAGGGUCCGUGUGCACGACUCGGAUCAAGACGGGUGUCGGUUACCCUCAGCUGAGUGCCGUCAUCGAGUGCGCGGACUCGGCUCACGGCCUCAAAGGACACAUCAUCUCUGACGGUGGCUGCAGUUGCCCCGGAGAUGUGGCCAAAGCAUUUGGUGCGGGCGCCGACUUUGUGAUGAUGGGCGGCAUGCUGGCGGGACACGACCAGUGUUCGGGCGAGGUGAUAGAGAAGAACGGCAAAAAGUUCAAACUCUUCUACGGGAUGAGCUCCGACACAGCCAUGAAGAAAUACGUGGGGGGCGUGGCAGAGUACAGGGCGUCGGAGGGUCGCACAGUGGAGGUUCCGUAUCGGGGCGACGUGGAGGCGACGGUGCGCGACGUCCUGGGCGGCGUCCGCUCCACGUGCACGUAUGUGGGGGCUGCCAAGCUGAAAGAGCUGAGCCGCCGGACCACCUUCAUCCGUGUCACACAGCAAUCCAGCCAAAUGUUCGCUUAGCGCCCUCUUGAGGACAUCUUGGGAUCCCCUGCUGUCGACCGACUCGCCACCCUCGCAAAUGAUGCAAAUGCAAAUCGAGGAAGGCAGACGACGGCUCGGUCGGCUGCGGCCAGCUGCGGCGUCUCCUAAGUUGAGUCACCGCUGCAUUCUGUGCGCAGAGACACCAAAGGCAAAUUUUUUUGCUGCUCUGUUGAGACGGGCAAGAAAAUGUAAAAUUAUGUCACUUGUCACUGUCGGUUCAAUGCAAUAAAAGUGCUCGCACAGAU